Messenger RNA from Durio zibethinus, 3442 nucleotides. RefSeq names its product SMR domain-containing protein At5g58720-like. NCBI's taxonomy places the organism in Eukaryota, Viridiplantae, Streptophyta, Magnoliopsida, Malvales, Malvaceae. The record is from RefSeq and is a predicted model, not a curated record.
CUUUAAGAGCGCGUGGGGUCAGGGAAUCCAAACUUUCUCUAUCCCCACCGCUGCCUUAGAAUCUCAAUAAUGCCAUUCACACACAAAAUAAAAAAACGGAGAACCACUUCCAAAUUUCACCGGCAGUGUACUUUCAGAAAACCCCUCUUUAGAACCUGAAAUCUAACUUUUCUUUCCAAUUUCACCCCCUCUUCUUCUUCUUCUUCGAAAUUAGGGUUCAACGAUUCUCGGAAGAUGAAGCACACGGCGACGAAGAAGAAGAAGCAGAAGAAGCGAUCACGUGCGACCAAAACGACGGGGGUCAACGAUUCGUCACGUGACACGCUACAUCAGCAGGAUCAGCGGCGAGUAGAAGAAGUCAAUGGAGAACAGAAUAAUCCUCUCAACUCGUUAAUGAUAACCUUUGGUUCGAUCUCUCUGGAAGAAGCCACGUCAGCUUAUAACCAAGCCAACGGCGAUUCGGACAAGGCGGCGGGGAUUCUAUGCAAUUUGAUCGAACACGAUAACGAAAGUGAAGAUCCAGAGAGGUCGACUAGCUCGAUCUGGAGUGGGUCGUCUUCGUCGGGUUCAUCCGGGUCGGGGUUUGCCGAAACGGGUUGCGUACAGAAUUUGAUUAGCGGGAGGGGACGAUGCAGAGGGGUAAAACAGCAGAAGGGAGUGGUGGCGGCAACGGGGACGGUUUCGACGGUUCUUGGGAAAGAGUACAUUAGGGCAAGCCCACGGCGGGACUCGGCUGCACCGGCGGCUGCAAGAUCGUCGUUGGUGAAGGAAGAAGCGGAGCAGUUCUUGUGUUCAAUGCUUGGGGACGAGUGUGAACUUAGCAUGGCUGUUGUUAGAGAUGUUUUACGUGAGUGUGGUUACAAUGUGGGGAAGGCCUUGGAUGCAUUACUUGAUUUAUCUGCUUCCUCCUAUAAACAAUCCAAUAAUUGUAAUGACAACAUGAACGCCAGACAAGAUGCAGGAUUCCUCAUUGAAUGUGCUGAUAAUUUAACAGAUUGGGCAUCUGAUUGCAUGUCUAAUUCCUCGGAAAGUGAACUUCAAGAUAGUAUAUGGUCAGUGGGCUACGGUUACAGGAAUUACUCAAGGGUUCAGCUACCAUCUUGCCCAAGGAGUAACGUGUCUGAUCUCCCUCAGGAGUUGUUGGAUUCUUUAUUUAACUUCCCCAAGAGUUCUGAACAGGAACCAAGCACCAUGAAUUGGAGGAAUGUAGCAAAGAAGAUGCAGUCAUUGGGACCAGGGAUUGAUGUCUGUCCAUCUAGCGUGGCUGAGCCUCAGCAGGAUAUCUAUGCUAAGGGAGAUGAAUAUCACGAAUUUAGAAAGAGUGCCAAAGAGCAUUGGGAUUCCACAGGAUCCUACUAUCAGAAGGCUGCUACAGCAUAUUCAAAGGGGCAACGGGAUUAUGCGGCUUAUCUUUCUGAUCAGGGGAAGAAACAGACUAAAUUGGCCAGGGAAGCAGAUGAAAAGGCAAGCAUGGAUAUAUUUAAAGCUAGGAACAAAGCCUUUGAAAAUGUGAUAACAAUUGAUUUGCAUGGGCAGCAUGUCAAACAAGCAAUGAGACUUUUGAAACUGCACCUUCUAUUUGGAAUCCAUGUUCCUUCGGUUCAAACUCUGAGGGUUAUCACUGGAUGUGGGACGCAUGGUAUGGGGAAGUCAAAACUGAAACAGUCGGUUAUUAAACUUCUGGACAAGGAAGGUAUUCGGUGGCGCGAAGAGAACCGUGGAACUGUGCUAGUGAAGCUUGACGGAUACAGGGAAUUCAGCUUUUUAGAUUCCGAGAGUGACACCGAGUAAAUUAAUUAUGUAAUAUCAACCACAGGUUUUCCUCAUCAUCCUCUGUGUAAGAAAGACUAGGAUGUAAUGUAACAAAGGUUAAUGUAGUGUUCCGACAACAGGUAUCAGAUGUUCAUAUGUAUACUAUUACAAGUCCAUGUACUCUGUAGGUGGGUGAAAGCUUCUUGAAGGUGAACCCUCGCGUAUGUUGAGUUUAGGGAAAUCAUGUAUCUGACUGGGUUCUUGGUAAUGACAAAGACCCAUGAAAGACUGUAUAUUUCAUUUAGUUAAAAACAGAGGCUAUUUCUGUGUGUUCAUUUGCUUUCAUUGGAAACUCAAUUUACUAAUGGCCAUGGGGCAUCUUCUGGUCUUGGAAAUAAACGUACGACAUAUCAUAAGUUUAUUUAUCCUCCCAUGUCUGUCACAAGAGCCUGGAGCAGGCGCGGGCCGUAUUGGAUCAGAACCGGGAACUCAUCGAGAAAGUGAACGAGAAUCACCAGUCGUAGGAUCCCGAUAAUCUUGUUAAGAAUGUUGGACUGAUACAGGAGAUCAACGGGAAUAUCUCAAAGGUUAUCGAGAUUUACUCCGAUUUGUCGGUCAAUUUCUCGGACAUUGUUCGUCAACGAAAAAGGACCACCUGGUGCUCUUGAACCGAUUUCGAGCAAUUUUCUAAAAUUCUUCAGCAUUUGUGCUCUGAUCAAGGUUUGGUCUUUUGUCGUGGUAGUGGUAGUCGUCGGGAUUAAUAAAACUUUGCCGUUUGUUUGUGUCAGUAUGCCAUUUGUAAUUGUACAAAAAAAACAAAAGAAUCAGUUUCAGGUGUUGUUUACGAGUCGAAGUUAUCGUCUGUUUUGCUCAAGUCAUUUGUGAACUGAACUCUGACCGGGCCGUGUUUUAGCUUUUGAGGUUAAUGGUAACGCUGUGGUGGUUGUGCAUAUCUUUUUUUUUUUUUUUAAUAGCGGCGGCACUUCCUUGUCUGCGUUAAUCUACCCUGCAGACGAAUAUGAGGUGUUUUCCUUCUGUUUGAGCUUAUUUUCUGUUCUCAUUUUGUCUUAAUUUUAGUGUCAUUUUGCAAAUUUCACUCGGUGGUUGAUGGACGGAUCGUCAGGAUCAUAGCAGCAAAGCUCCUUUGAAUUUUCUAAAGAUGAUUCUUCUCCUCGUAGUAAAGUUUUUCUUAGUUACACUACUAUUCUUUGAUUCUUACGUAUUUGUUAAAGGUUUCCAUUCUCUGGAGGUGAAUAUGUUUGGUGCACACAAUUCUUACAUCUUAAGUCAUGCUGCCAAGCUCCUCAGCAUUUCCAUCGACAGAAGCAGGUAGUCAAUUACAUAAACCUGGCAUCUGAUGAUAAAUGUAGCUUAUCGUAUAUGUUCACUGGCAUUUCUUGUCCUCUUGAAAAAUAGAUGUGAGAAAGUUUCAACAAGAGAAUGGGAAAGGUGAGGAUUGCUUUGCUUAAAGUGGCAUAGGAAAAUGCACCAAUGCUAAGUUUUUUCAUUAGAAGUCGGGGACGUGUCCCUAACACCCAUAAGAUCUAACCAACCACCAACAGAAAGCUUGUUGCAGUUACCAUCCAUAACAUGUCAUUCAGUAAUUGAAAAUAUAUAGAUAAUAAUUUGCAAACGAAACACCUUAAAUUAACAGAGGAAAAACCCCUAAGUUUAAAAAAAAAAAAAAAAA